UCUAAAUAAAUUCUAACAUCCCCUCUCCUUUCUUCAACAUCCCCAUUACUAUAAAGAAACCACGUUUUCCCCCUUAACAUACCACACCACCGUACCUACUUUUCUUCUUCUUUCUGUUUAUUCUUCUUGUUCUUGUCUCUCUUCCUUUUUUUUGUCUAUUAACUCAUUCCACAAGUUGCAAAUGGCAGACUUUGAAUAAUAUUAAGUACUUAUAUAUUGAUUUCUUCUUCUUCUUCUUCUUUGUGGAUGGAGAAGCUUAGUUUUGUGAAAAAUGGUGUACUGAGAUUGCCUCCUGGAUUUAGGUUUCGUCCAACUGAUGAAGAGCUUGUAGUUCAGUAUUUAAAGCGUAAGGUCUUGUCUUUCCCCUUGCCAGCCUCCAUUAUCCCUGAGGUGGAAAUUCACAAGUCUGAUCCUUGGGAUUUGCCAGGUGAUUCAGAGCAAGAAAGGUACUUCUUUAGCACAAGGGAGGUGAAGUAUCCAAAUGGGAACAGGUCAAAUAGAGCAACAAACUCAGGUUAUUGGAAGGCAACUGGAAUUGACAAGCAAAUAGUGAGUUGCAAGGGCCAACAAUUGGUAGGAUUGAAGAAAACUCUUGUCUUCUAUAGAGGAAAAUCUCCACAUGGUUGCAGAACCAAUUGGAUUAUGCACGAAUAUCGUCUUGCUAAUCUUGAAACCACUUCCAUCCAAGCCAAGAACAACCUUACGCAGGAAAAGUGGGUUCUCUGCCGCAUAUUCUUAAAGAGAAGAGAUAGUAAAAAUGAGGAGGAGAACAUAACACAUGAGGUUUUUAAUAGCAGAAACACAAGAGCAAAUUCAGGGAAUAAGAAGAAGCCAGUGUUUUACGAUUUUAUGGCGAGAGAGGGGGAGGAUUUGAAUGGAUCAGUUGCAGCUUCAACAUCAUUUUCUGGUUCCAGUGGCAUCACUCAUGAGCUCACUACUAAUGAAUCUGAUGAUCACGAAGAAAGUAGCAGUUUUACUACUUUUAGAAGAAAACAAUGGCCUUAGAAUCAAUGGCCUUUCACUUUUUUUCUUUUUCUUAUUUUUACCCUAAUUUCAAGUGCUAAAUUAGAUUGCAUUCCAUUGGAAUAAGCAUCUAGAUUUCGACUUUCUUCAUCUCA
This is a messenger RNA of Nicotiana tabacum (common tobacco), 1118 nucleotides long. RefSeq names its product NAC domain-containing protein 83. The record is from RefSeq and is a predicted model, not a curated record. Gene Ontology annotation, biological process: regulation of DNA-templated transcription. Gene Ontology annotation, molecular function: DNA binding. NCBI's taxonomy places the organism in Eukaryota, Viridiplantae, Streptophyta, Magnoliopsida, Solanales, Solanaceae.